AUGGCAUUUUCCCUACUUGGCUCUACGCCACUACGGAAAAAGAAAAGUUGGCUAAUCUUAUUGAAGGUUGUGUGUUUGAUCGCCAUUUUUUUCCUCGUGUACUCUGCUUUACGUGACAAUCUUCGUUCCAAAAAGCAGGCGUACAUUUACGGAAACCCACUCUCUCUAUGUAAUACCGGAUACUCUAGCAACUUAGAGUACAUUUUAGCGUUGCGUAAACCAGGGCUGAUUUUGGACGUGGGCUCAUUUGAUGGUGGAGAUGCAGUCAGAUAUGCACGCAGCGGUGGGCAUCGUGUGCUCACGUUUGAACCGGUUCCUUCUAAGGCGAGUGCUAUCAUAGAGAAAAUACAAAAUAGUGGACUUGGUCACCUCAUAGAAUUUUUUCCAGUUGCACUUUCAAACUAUACUGGGACAGCAGACUUUUAUGUAUCAAAAACUAAAUUAGGAAAAAAGAAAAUGAAAGUAUCUGGGACAGAACAGGACGCGUUUACUGUGCCUUGGGAUAAGUUGCUAGUAGACAAGAUCUCUGUUGAAGUUCGAGAGUUGGAUGAAUUUAUAAAGUUUGAAAACGUGCUAUAUCUGAAAGUUGAUGCACAAGGUUAUGAUGCACAGGUGUUGUUUGGAGCCAGAAAAGCUAUACGAGAGAAGAGGAUAUCAUAUAUUAAUUUUGAAAUCUCACCCGGUUUAACUCCAGACCCUACUGUUUAUGCGGAAUUGCUUAGUUGGUUGGGGGAAUUUGGGUAUUUCUGCUUUGAUUGCAAGUUUUUCAAAGAACAGGGAUUAAGAGGAAAGUCUGAAAAUAUACUGAAGAUGCCGGUAGAAACAUUUAUUUCGACUCUGAACCAAACAAAGCUGCUCCAACGUGGAGUGAAUGUAAAGAAAUAUACUGAUAUGAUUUGCACACUGCUGUGA
Messenger RNA from Bathycoccus prasinos, 912 nucleotides. Its product is annotated as methyltransferase. The transcript has a single exon. NCBI's taxonomy places the organism in Eukaryota, Viridiplantae, Chlorophyta, Mamiellophyceae, Mamiellales, Bathycoccaceae. The record is from RefSeq and is a predicted model, not a curated record. The coding region runs from base 1 to 912 and encodes 303 amino acids.